AGCGGCGGGGCGGCCCGGCACAAGGGCACGCCUGGCGGGCACGCCUGGCGCACCGGCCGAGCUGACGCGGGGAGGAGGCUCCGGGAGCGCCGCCGUGUCCAUGGACUAGCCGAGGCACCGGAGGGACCCCCGCCUACGCCGACCGCCGCCUCGCCGUCCGCCCAGCUCGGCAAAACUUAGCGAGCAGGCUGCUGCCCCGACGCUGUGCUAUAGAAGAUGCACUAUUACCGAUAUUCUAAUGCAGAAGUCAGCUGUUGGUACAAAUACCUGCUCUUCAGCUACAACAUUGUCUUUUGGCUAGCUGGAGUGGCCUUCCUUGCAGCUGGUCUGUGGGCAUGGAGUGAAAAGGGUGUAUUGUCUGAUCUGACAAAGGUGACUGGUCUUCACGGUCUGGACCCAGUGGUGCUUGUCUUAGUGGUGGGAAUAGUGAUGUUUACUUUGGGAUUUGCUGGUUGUGUGGGAGCACUGAGAGAAAACAUCUGCCUGCUGAAGUUUUUCUGUGGAACAAUUGUGUUUAUAUUCCUGUUGGAGCUGGCAGUAGCAGUUAUGGCUUUCCUGUUCCAAGACUGGGUGAGGGACAGGGUGAAAGAAUUCUUUGAGAAUAACAUUAAAUCCUACCGAGACGACAUUGAUCUCCAGAACAUCAUUGAUUCACUACAGAGAAUUAACCAUUGCUGUGGUGCUCAAGGUCCAGAAGACUGGGAUUUUAACAUAUAUUUUGACUGCAAGAGUGAAAGCAAAAGUCGUGAGAAGUGCGGAGUUCCUUUUUCCUGUUGUAUACCUGAUCCUGCUCAAAAAGUUGUGAAUACACAAUGUGGCUAUGAUAUCAGAAAGAAGAGCAAAAGUCAAUGGGAUGAUCAGAUUUUUGUCAAAGGAUGUAUUCAUGCACUUGAAGCUUGGUUACCCCGAAAUAUCUACAUUGUUGCAGGUGUCUUCAUAGCUAUCUCACUGCUCCAGAUUUUUGGGAUUUUCCUUGCCAGGACAUUGAUUUCUGAUAUUGAAGCUGUAAAGGCAAGUAAUGCCUUCUGAAUAUGAAAGCAGACGCAUGUUGCAAGACAAUAUAUGUUAAGAUUAUUGAUUGGACACCAAAGUGGAAGAAAUCCACAGGCCAUGAAAUACUUCUGUUGUUAAAAGCCUUAUAUGGAUAUUUUUUUCCCUGCUCAUGCUUUUUGUUAGAAGCUGUUACAAAAAAAAAUCGCCAAACACAUAUACUGUCUACCUUUUUUCUAACAAGACAACUUGGUGCACCAGUGUUGAUCUCUGAGGAAGAAAUGGAAUUUCCCAAGACAUCGGCAGAACAGAUUUUAAAGACUGUAGCAGGGAGACAUGAAACUGCUGUAAACACUUUCCUUGAAGGAUUGCUAUGAAAAUUGUUCUGUCUUCACUCCUCUCUUCUGUCUUAAAAUGUAAUCUUUUCAAAUGUUGCAUGCUGAUUUCUUUAGAACCUUGCAAUCAUAUUAAUCUCUACAGUCAUUUUUGGAUACAUAUCCAGCAACCAUAAUUGGAAAUUGUUGGGGGGGGGGGUGUGGAAUAAAUCACAAACUCUCUAGAUCUUGAAUUGAUUUUAGGCUGUGCAAACCCCACGCUGUUUUGAAAAAUGCAAGCUGGUUCCCAGAAUGGGAAAAAUCUGAGUAUCCUGUAGCAUUAAGUCUUACAAAUCUCCAUUUCAGGCAAGAGGGUGUAAAGCCCUGAUGCUUCCAGUCUGAGAAAAAUGUGAAUAUUCUUUUUUAUAGAAGAAAAACCUCUUUAAAAAUGCUUAUCCUUUCAAUGAUCAAUAAUACCUUUACCAAGUGCUGUCUGCAUACACUUCAGAAUGCACCUUGUUUCAGUAGGUAGCAUGCUGGGCUAGCUGUUGAUGGCUUUUGUUAUUCCUCUAGUUUCUCUCAACUGCUAUGUUGAUUUUCACAAGUCUGAGCUGCCACUACCAGGACUGAUGAAAGACUUACAAAUUCAGUGUUAAUCCUUAGUGGAAAAUGUUUUUAAAUAAGGAAGCAAAAGAUUUUUAUUUAGCAAAAGAUUAAAGUUGUUGAACUUUUAAAUCUUGUAUAAAGCAAUUGAGCCAUCAGUUCUGCCUGGUUCAUGGUUCAAAUGUGAAUCAAAAUACAGUGAACCUGAAUGAUUUCUUCAGUCAUUUUCUACAUGAAACUGAACUAGUCCUUCUUAUGGCAGGGUUUUUAUUUUAAUAAAGAGAAAAGUAAAUUCUUCUUUCAGUCCUCCCUUUGGGGGGGAGGGUAAGUAGAUGGAUCUGUAGUUCAGUAGGAGUUCCAGUCUCUUCUGUAAGACUUUGGUGUUGUAUCCUUAGCUGUAAGGUAAAAGUAUAUGGCUGAAAAGUUCUUGGAAGUAGAUGUAGCUGUCAGUUUUACUGUGGGCCAUAAUUAACUGCUUCCAGUGACACCAGUUUUUUCAGGGAGAGCAGGUUCAUUUACAGUGCCUAACAGUGUAAAUUUUAGUAUCUAUUUUUAUAAUGAUAUUUUACUAUCUGUAGUGUGCCUGGAGGAUUUAAUACUUGUAUUUCUAAAGUAUAUGGCUUUUCUUGAAGCCAAACUUUUAAAUAUAUUAUGUCCUUUUUUUCUAUUAUGCAUGUAUUAACAAACAUUUCACUGGCAAAAGUUUAUCAACAGUUAGAAUCCUUGUGUCUGGUUGAUUGUCCAGACAUCCUUCUAGCUUGUGAUCUGUGAAGCAGUUCAAACAGUGCUCAAUUACUUCAGCCUUCAUAUAGUUCUUUUUCUGGCCAGUGAUUGAGACACAACAGGAAAAGGAAGCUUGUCUAAGGAUGGCUGAUUUCCUUACAGUAGCAGAGAACAGUCUGCUAUAAACUCAUCUGAAAACCUGAAAGUAAAAUGGCUAGAAGUACACUGUGGCUUUUUCAGAUUUGGUGUACAAAGAAAGCAACAGCAGUAGAUCACUGAGGGGAGAGAAGAGGCAUUUCUUCUGUAAAGCUGUGAAUUUGAGGUCUGUAUUACUAAUUUGUUGAAUCUGAUCCACAAGGAGCAGCCAGAGAUGUGUGAUUGUACUACAGCAUGGCAAGCAGCAGAGCAGUGGCUAGCAAACUUGGCUUGAAAUUCUGGUGCUUGAAACUUUGCAACACCCUUUCAACCACCUUACUUGGUUAUGUGUGAUAAUCUGAUAUAUGUAAAAUUGGAGAAGGAUGCUUCCUAUUUGGAACUCCUUAGUCAUAAAACAUUGCAUUGAAAAUGCCAGGUAGGGAGUACAUUUCCCUUUGCCAGUUUUUGACACAGCCAGCUCCUAAUGCUGGGAAGGAAUUCCAGCAGUUUGGUGAAAAUCAUUCUGGUGUCAAAGAUGGCUGUGGAGUUCAUGUACUGAAAUUAGCUGCUGACAAGAGCCAGCAUUACAGAUAAGAAUUCCAUGGUCUGUGAAUCUUGCCAGGUUACCUGAAGACAAAUUAAUACUUGUGGGUUUUUUUUUUUAAGUACUGUUUGUAUGCAAACCAGAGUUUAACUGAAGUAUUGUAUUUCUACAGUUUGUUCUUAAUGGCUUCGGCCAUAUCAACACCAGCCUUUGUACAAGUGUUUCAGUUAUUUGGAACUGAAUUUGAGAGAAGCUCAACCUAUUUGAGGAUCUUUAAAUUCAUGAAGUGAUUUUUCAUUUUCGCCACUGUGGAUCAAACUUCUCUCUGCUUAUUCAGUAUAAUUUUUAAAAUUUUGGGGCUCUAGGUUGUUUUGCCCCUGUUCUGAAGUACAUGCAUACACGGUUAGUGUAAUUUCUGACUUGUAAUGGGAAUACUUUCUACUUAGCUUUAUUUAGCACCUUCUCUGUGGAGCUGCAGUGGCUUCAUGGCUAAAGAUUUAGGUUAUGGUCUAAAAAAAGUCUUAUCAGCAAAAGCAGCUGGGUGUGAGCCUGCCUCUAAAGCCUCAAAGGAAAGGUAAUUCAGUGAUCUCACAGAGAGGUUUGAUACACUGUUGAUGCUGAGAUUUCAGAGGUUGCAUUUGCAACAGCUUCACAAACACUAACUACAGUGGAACCAAGGUUUUUCAUGAAGAUGUCAAAUGAGGUCAGACUUGAAGAACUGAACUGAGAGAAGCAAACUUCAGUGUGGUCGCUUUUAUUCCUCAGAAAUGAGCACGGUUUAUUUCCAUUAAGCAAUGUAUGUAUUUGUGAGUCUUGACAGUUCAGCUGCCUCUGUUUUUAUUAAUAAAACUGCAUUUGGACACUGUUUCCCUGUACAUGAGGAGGAGGAUGAAUAUAAGUACUGCAAAAAGUGCAGUGACCAAAGGACCUCAGGUUGCCCUGUGAAAACCUGAAUGUUUCUUCCUAAGAGGUCUUUAGCUUUGGUGACCUCAUUCAGUGCCAUGUGGACAGACUCGUGCUUCCAGUCCAUGGAGCUCAAUGUGGCCAUUGAUUUAUGUGUAGAAUUGCCUUGGGUUUUGUCUCCUUUCCAUCCUUCCUUCUUUCUUCCCCUUACUUCCUGUGCAUUGUCAUGCAGCUUGAACAUUGUUCAGCCACUGGAAGGGGAGCUCCUGUCUCCUAUUCUGAGAUGGUUUUUCUGAGUGACUUUCAAUAUAUUUUUUUCUCAAGCCUUAAAUUUGAUUAAAUAAAAUUUAAUGUUUUCUACUCCUG
Molecule: messenger RNA, 4578 nt
Organism: Parus major (Great Tit)
Lineage: Eukaryota; Metazoa; Chordata; Aves; Passeriformes; Paridae
Gene: TSPAN14
Product: tetraspanin 14
Exons: 9
Coding region: 217-1029 (270 amino acids)
Biological process (GO): protein localization to plasma membrane; protein maturation; regulation of vascular endothelial growth factor signaling pathway
Cellular component (GO): membrane
Source: RefSeq, a predicted model, not a curated record